Messenger RNA from Carcharodon carcharias (great white shark), 945 nucleotides. Its product is annotated as putative nuclease HARBI1. Bases 1 to 945 code for a protein of 314 amino acids. The transcript has a single exon. Lineage: Eukaryota; Metazoa; Chordata; Chondrichthyes; Lamniformes; Lamnidae. The record is from RefSeq and is a predicted model, not a curated record.
AUGUAUUGCAUGAUCCAGCAGCAACUCGAGCCACAAUUCAUUGAUCUCGAUGGCCUGCCAUUGGCUGUGACGGUAACUGUCGCUAUCAAUUUCUAUGCCUCAGCAGCUUUCCAGGAAUCAUCAGGAGAUCUGUCCGGUAUAUCCCAGUCUGCAGCACACAGCUCCAUUAAGGCAGUGACUAAUUCCCUGUUGCCUCAUGUAGCAGAUUAUAUUAAUUUCCCUAUAGAUUUGACAUCUCACUUGCAGAAAGCCACGGCCUUUUCCCAAUUAGCGGGCUUCCCUCAGGUGCUGGGUGUUACCGAUUACACCAAUGUUCCAAUUCAACAUGCAGACACGUUUUUCAACCAGAGGUCCUUCCACUCAAUCAACUUGCAGGUGGUUUGUGGCCACAAGAAGAUCUCCCUUCAAGUGUGUGCAAAGUUCCUGGCAGCUGCCUUUGUGCUAAGGAGUUCCCAACUCCCUCAGCUAUUUCAGCCCCCAAAGCUGAUCCAUGGUCUGAUCCUAGGGGACAAGGGUUGCCCCGUUAGAACUUGGAUAUUUAUUCCCUUCAAGAGCUCAGAAAUGGAGGCACAGUCCAACUACAACAGCAGCUACAUCAUCACCAGAAGUACCAUCAUUGAGCAGGCAACUGGCUUUCGAAGGAUAUGCUUCAAGUGCUUCUAUUGCUCACGUGGAUCUCUGCAAUAUACCACAGCAAGUGUAUCAAGAAUAGUAGUAGUGUGUUGCAUGCUAUACAACUUUGUACAGUGGAGGGGCCUACAAAUCGAUGAUGAUGACACCAUGGGCAGAGCUCCACCCUCUGAGGAGGAGGACUAUGAGGAAGAUGAUGAUGAUAAGGAAGCCGCUGUACAUUUGAAAGUUUCCAAAAUGGUUGAGGGUGAGGAGGCCACCAAUGGGAGAGCAUCAGGGAGGCAUGACCAUGUAACCAGAGUUGAAGCUGUGUAG